CUUUGGAGGCAAAAAACGCAAACCUUUCUUUUGGUAGAGGAGAAAAAUGAAAAAGCGUAGAUAAAUUGGAUCGUGGGAGGUGGGUCCCAGGGAUCGGUUGAGAUGGUCCACGGCGUCGGAUUCUUGGGCGCUUUCAGACUUCAAGCCAAAGACAAAACGGUGCGUCUCUUUGCGGUAUAUACAAGAAAUUCGGUGUGAGUGUUAUAUACCAUAAUAGCUCUCUAGAUAACUAGAAAACCAGCCCCAAAACUCGAAACUCAAACUGAAACGGAAGAAUAGCAAAUGGGCACUCUCUUAAAGUGCUACAAGCCUCUUUUCUCCAUCAGAUUUUCUUCGUUCCCCAGCUCACUCCGCACAUUCCAACUCAGAACUCACCCUUCCAACAACCCAAGAAGAAGAAAUCCAAUCCGUCGCUGUUUCAGCUCUUUGAGCCCAUCUCAGCCGUUAAUCAAUGGCAAAAGUGUGGACAAAAGGAACGGCACCCGGCCUGCGAGUUCAUCAACAGAGCUGUGGCUGCACAACACUAUGAGUAAAAAGAAGGAAGUGUUUAAGCCCAAAGUGGAAGGCAAAGUGGGGAUGUAUGUAUGCGGUGUCACCGCAUACGAUCUCAGCCACAUUGGACAUGCUCGUGUCUAUGUUAUUUUUGAUGUUCUUUACAGAUAUCUUAAGCAUUUGGGAUAUGAAGUUUGUUAUGUUCGGAAUUUCACCGACGUUGAUGACAAGAUAAUUGCUAGAGCAAAUGAAUUGGGGGAGGAUCCAAUCAGUUUGAGCAGAUGUUACUGUGAUGAGUUCAAUCAAGAUAUGGUGCAUCUUCAUUGUCUGCCCCCUUCCGUUGAACCUCGUGUCUCAGAUCACAUUCCUCAAAUCAUUGACAUGAUCAAGCAGGUAAUUUCUGGUCUCAUGAUUGCAUGUUUUUUUGUUCAUUUUCAACAUGUCUUCUUUGGCGUGCCAUAGUGGUAGCUCUUGCAAAAGUUGCUAUCUGUAAUCCUUUUGCAGUGCAUUGGUUGCAUGCUGCCACUUUAUAUUUGCUUAUUACCUUGUCAUGGGUGCUCUUGAAAUAUUCAAAAGUGCAGGGAAUGAUGUAAAUAUUCAAGUAUUACAUCUCAUUCUAAAAUUCUUGGGAUAAACUCGUUUAUGAUUGUACUGUAUCAA
Messenger RNA from Theobroma umbraticum, 1152 nucleotides. RefSeq names its product cysteine--tRNA ligase, chloroplastic/mitochondrial-like. Gene Ontology annotation, biological process: cysteinyl-tRNA aminoacylation. The record is from RefSeq and is a predicted model, not a curated record. Lineage: Eukaryota; Viridiplantae; Streptophyta; Magnoliopsida; Malvales; Malvaceae. Gene Ontology annotation, molecular function: cysteine-tRNA ligase activity; ATP binding. Gene Ontology annotation, cellular component: cytoplasm.